GGCCUAGUCAUAUAUGAUUUUGUAGAGAAUUUCGAGCGCUAUCUUUUGAUAAUAAAAAGAGCUUUAAUUACAGGGACAAUAGAGGAGAAAUCUUAAAAAUACUGAGAGGCCCAUUUUCCCUGGGACACCCGUUAGAAUUGUGGAUCGAUUAGAGCGCAGACAAAAACAGAACCGAUUUCCGUUUGUUUAUCUUUGCAAUAGGUGAGCUAGCCUUCUUGUUUCUUUAUGUUUUAUAUACCAUUUUGUAGCUCGUGAAAUUCUCUAUUGAAUGGUGUAUAAUAGUUGGGGUUUUCUUUGACUAUGAUAGGGAAAGUGUUUGACGAAAGUGGGGAUGGGUCGAUUUUCCUAUAGGAAGCCAUAGGGAAAAAAUGAGUAUUUUUGGCAAUAACUCAGGAACGGCUCGGCCAAUUCUUCUCAUCUUCGAACUGGACCGAGAUAUUGUUAAGACUAAACUGUGUAGAAAAUUUCAUCCUGAUCGGACUCUCCUUUCAAAAGUUAUCGUGUAAACGGACGGACACACUGACCGGUUCUAGAGUGUACUCACUUUUUGAGUACACAAUAAAAACGAAUUUGAUGAGAAGAAAAAUUAAAAAUUAUUUUAUCAAAAAUAUUUCGUUAACAAGUACUGAUCGUAUCGAAGUACAUUCAUUUUCAGAAUAAAUAGCCCGUAAAUCAGCCACAACACCUUGGAGAAAUAUUAAAGUUUAAGUUUCGGUAAGAUUGAGUUUGUUAUCGAAUUUUUUCAUAAAUGUUCAAAUGAGAAAUUAAAUCUGAAAACUUUAUGAUAGAUGUUCAACACGAUAGUGUUCUAGAAAAAAAAGAAAAGAAUCAUACAGUACCUUUUUAGCCUAAAUUAAUUUAAAAGAAAUAUUUUUGAUAUCGAAAGCGCACAGCUCAAAAAAUUAGUUUAGGAAAAAAGAACAGAAACAAAAAAUCCUUGUAAUGGAGAAAAACACUUUACUUGAUGACUUCACAUAAUUUAAGAAAAUUUGAUAAAAUUCACUUGUACAAAUCAUCACAAAUGAGAAAGAAAAGAAAUGAAAAUUGUACACAAUAGUGACAGUUAAAUAAAGAAUAAGACGCUUCAGCGUCUAUACAUUCAAUUGUCUAACACAUAAGACGUUUUAGUAUUUAUUACACCCAAGUGUCUAAAACAGAGACGUUUCUAGUGUCUAACUAAUGUCUAAAAUAGACUUUAGACGGAUGCACCGUCUUGUAAGACGGAUGGCAUUUUUUUAGAGUGAUACUGCUUACAACAACGCCAUUACAUACUUUAUUAUUAUGACACAGCCUCCUCUGUAUUGAUUGAUAUGAAACUAGUUUUACAGCUGUAGUGUAGGGACAUCUUCCGCGUGAAACUCAGUUUGAUCGAAAAUAAAAUAUACAAAUUAAAAGAGAACUUAAUAUAAAGUAUUUCUAUAAUAAUUUUUUCUUCUGAUGUGAAGAUGUGAACUAGAUGUCUCCACUGGUAGUGUAUCAUGUUGUCAAUCGGUGAUUCUAGUUACAUUGUUUUCGCCAGACACCGUACUAAUAAAAAAACAUCAUAUUUUUGAGUUAUUCGAUUAUUUUAAUGAAAGAAUUUGAUGGCAACAGGAACACCAACAACUAAUUCUCAUAGUGGAAAACAUCGAUUAGAUCCUGAAAUAGAAAAAUAUCGUUUAGAACUUAAUUGGACUAAAAUUCUUGAUAAAUUAAAAAGUGCAAAAGUUUCAGAAUAUGUUAAAUUUUUGGAAGGAGAAGCUCAAUUAGAAUAUUAUUUACAACAAUAUUGA
Molecule: messenger RNA, 1772 nt
Organism: Rotaria sordida
Lineage: Eukaryota; Metazoa; Rotifera; Eurotatoria; Philodinida; Philodinidae
Source: the annotation of a GenBank genome assembly